Histoplasma mississippiense is the source of this 1443-nucleotide messenger RNA. RefSeq lists its product with no specific name. The record is from RefSeq and is a predicted model, not a curated record. The transcript is spliced from 2 exons. Bases 1 to 1443 code for a protein of 480 amino acids. Lineage: Eukaryota; Fungi; Ascomycota; Eurotiomycetes; Onygenales; Ajellomycetaceae. Gene Ontology annotation, biological process: protein phosphorylation. Gene Ontology annotation, molecular function: protein kinase activity; ATP binding.
AUGGCCGCAGUCACCAUGGACAAGAUCCAAUUCUAUCAACCUCCAAAUCCCAUGAGUGCCACCAAGUCACAAAGCCCGAACCUGCCCGCCAUCUCCACACCCUCCAAACCCCCAGCACGUAGACCCAAUCCCACCGCCGACGCUUUCACUUCCCUAUUCUGUCCCUCACAGCAGCUCAGACACCCUUUGCCCCCCCGCCUAGUCCCCUCUGCCACACCUCCCAUCUCUUCUCGCCCUGCAAGCCAACGGUCCCAGCCCGCCGAAACUCCAGUAAAUGACUUUGACAGAAUUUUGGAGGAGAUCUCGUCGGACGACGGGAGCCGACCACUUGGCGGGGACGGGAGAAAUGCCGACGAGCGCGCCACCAUCCCCUCCGGAUCGAAUCUGAGCGGUUUUGCCAGCGACCGCCUUGGCAUGCCUGUGGAGGCGGAUACGGCUGCGGAAAAUGCCACUGAAGCCGGAUAUCCUGGAGCAAACACCUCCAACCGCUCGGCAGAAGCAUGCCUCACCUCUGUAUCGGGGCCGACGCCCUUCCAAGCUUCCUCCUUUUCAGAUGACAUUACGACCCAGAUGCCGGCCACACACAGAUAUUGUACCCCGAUCAAGAAGCCCUUCCCCCUCAACGUCUCCGCCUCCAUCUCCGCCUCCAUCUCCGUUGUCGCCAUCCGCACGCCGUGGACGAACCGGCAAUCCAGCGAAGACAGCGAUGCCAAUUGGAUAGACCAUGCUGCUGAACCACCAAAGAUCAAAAGCCAACCUUACUGUUCCCAGCAGUGCUUGCUGGCCCUACGAGACGAUGGUCCGCUCGACACCUCCUGCCCGAACUGUCUAGCUCACCUUAAGCGACGGAUCAAACCAGCGGAAUUUCAUGCUCUUAUCCGAGAGCAGCUCUCCAGGGACCGUGGCCCGGAUGCCAGCUGUCGCCCUCUCUACAAGAAGGGAAGUUGUGGGGCAGCUUUUAAAAUCCAUCUUUUGUCGCAUGGCUACACUCUAUUCGCAAAGGGCGUCGAACGCAACAAUUCACAUAAACUCGAACAUGAAUAUGAAGUAUACCACAGGCUUCAUGAUAUUCAAGGCAACUACAUUCCGGUUUGCCUCGGGAUUGUUGUCCUUGACCCAAAAUACCCGUAUUACUAUGACGAGGGAGUUUAUACCCAUAUGCUCCUUUUGAGCUGGGCGGGACAGCCCAUCUCGGAAGUUUUGAAAUCAGAUAAUUCGGCAUCCGUGAUUGAGAUGACAUCACAGGCUCUUCGAGCGAUUCACCUUGCAGAUGUACUGCACUGUGAUGUCGAGCCACGAAAUAUUUUAUGGAAUAAGGACCGCAAUCGCCCUAUGCUUGUAGAUUUUGAACGAGCUAAGAUGCGAAAUGCGCUAUCUGCUAUAUCACCGAACCUCGGGCUAAAAAAAGAGAAGGCUUGGGAAGAACAGAUCUACCUUUUCUAA